AUGGGUAUUGAAAAGAGCCAUUUGGUCAUUACGGGCACUGCCAUUGUAAUGGCAUAUCUCAUGUCUGUAGCUUUUGCCACCCCCGGCAUUGCCACUUUUUACACUAAUUAUGUCCCAUCGGCGUGUUUCGGGAACCAAAACAAUGGAGUGAUGGUAGCGGCAGCAGGGGAUGCAUUAUGGAAUAAUGGUAAGGUAUGUGGAAAAAUGUUCAGUGUGAGAUGUACAGGUCCAAGAAAUCCAGUGCCACAUCCAUGCACGAACAAAACUGUAACGGUGAAGAUGGUAGAUCAUUGUCCUGGAUGCCCUUCUACUAUUGAUCUAUCUAAAGAAGCUUUCACCGCUAUUGCUAAUCCUGUCGCUGGCAUUAUCAACAUUGAUUAUACUCAGUAA
Carica papaya (papaya) is the source of this 390-nucleotide messenger RNA. Its product is annotated as putative EG45-like domain containing protein 1. Gene Ontology annotation, biological process: systemic acquired resistance. Gene Ontology annotation, cellular component: cell wall; apoplast. The record is from RefSeq and is a predicted model, not a curated record. Lineage: Eukaryota; Viridiplantae; Streptophyta; Magnoliopsida; Brassicales; Caricaceae.